Molecule: messenger RNA, 888 nt
Organism: Fusarium coffeatum
Lineage: Eukaryota; Fungi; Ascomycota; Sordariomycetes; Hypocreales; Nectriaceae
Exons: 2
Coding region: 1-888 (295 amino acids)
Source: RefSeq, a predicted model, not a curated record
AUGCGUUCCAACGUCUUUUUCUUGGGCAUUGGCCUGUUUGUCGCCGAUUCAGCACUUGCAGGGCCUUGCAAGCCUAGGACUUCCACGUCAGAGGAAUUAACUGCUGCUUCUACUACGAUAUCUGAGACAGCUGCCAUUGUCUUGGGAACCUCCACAGACGUUUUAUCUGAUAUCACCACGACCACAUCUGCCGAUGCCACCUCGGCCACCACUGGCGCUGUUGAAACUACUGUCACCACAUGGGAAGCCGAGACAUCUACUGCUAUUGAUAGCACCAUAGCUGCUGAUACUACUACGGUUGCUGACACGACUACUGUUGCGGAUACUACCACUGUCGCCGAUACCACCACUGUCGCAGAGACUACUACCACCGCUCCCAGUUCCCUCCCCACAUAUUCAUUUCACGUCAAUGGCGGUCCAAUCGAAGGAGCAUCUCCCCAAGGAAAUGAUGAAAUAGGAUCAACACUCACCUUCACCCCAAACCCCUUCGUCAACAUCGGUGAUCGUACAUACGUCAUUGAGCCCUCCACGGGCCGUCUCAAGGACACAGACUCAGGCACAUACAUCUGCGCCAACUACAUAGGCACCGAUACAUCCUCUACCCCUGCUGUUGUAGCUAACUGCGGGCCUGAUGACCAAACUGGCGAUGACAAAUAUUACCAUUACAUGACCUGUGGGAUUGUCAAUGGUCUGCUCUCUUGUACAGCUCCUCGAGGUAUCUGCCAGUUUGACAUGGACAUUGGGGAUAUGGUUUGCACUGCCGCACCUGGAAUUGAUGAUCAGUUCUACUAUCAAUACAGGCCUGCCGGUACUAACGUCUGGUUUAUUGGAAAUUCCGGUAUCGAUGAUGGAUACACCUCUAUCGCUCUGUCUGCCACUGAAAUAUAG